AUGGGUAAUCAAUCCAUAGAGCACCCUGGUGCACAGAAUUACACGACGGAAGCGCUUCUUGGAGCGAGGAAAGCGAGUACCCGAUUUAAGAUACUUGGAGGAUACGGUUCCGCGAACACUACUCGCGAGACGGACAGAUCAAGACGGGGCCCGGAAGCCGUGAGGAGCUUGUCUGCAUUUGCACAGGUUCUGAGCGUCAAAAUGGACUUGUUUGCGACUGCAGGUUUCGGAACCUGGCUGAGUGGGCGUUGCAUGGGCCGUCCGAUGGCGGGACUUGCAAUCGGCGGCGACGACAACGUUGUGUAUGGAGGGCGGGGUCGGCCUGCCGACGACGGAGGAGGGGCGACGAUCAACUUGGUCGCCGAGAGACGCGAGUGGCGAUCGUCGACGGAACAGAUCUGGAGCUGUGUCUGCAACGGGCUCGGAGCACGGGCGAUAGGACGGGCGGGACGAAGAAGCAACGAAUCCCGAGAACAGGCAGGUCUCCCAUCAGCACAGCCUGGAGGAUGUCGUCGCCGGGGAGGACAGCCACCGCACCGCUUCAAUAGCCUCUCCAACUCGCUCGCGUGGCGGUCACCGCAAUUUCCGCCAGCCGCUUGA
Molecule: messenger RNA, 600 nt
Organism: Fomitiporia mediterranea MF3/22
Lineage: Eukaryota; Fungi; Basidiomycota; Agaricomycetes; Hymenochaetales; Hymenochaetaceae
Exons: 5
Coding region: 1-600 (199 amino acids)
Source: RefSeq, a predicted model, not a curated record